Adineta ricciae is the source of this 1092-nucleotide messenger RNA. NCBI's taxonomy places the organism in Eukaryota, Metazoa, Rotifera, Eurotatoria, Adinetida, Adinetidae. The record is from the annotation of a GenBank genome assembly.
AUGUUUACUGGGUUGAAAUGCUCUACAUUUACGACAGGCGCAUAUCCGUCGACGAUGAGCAAUGCAACGCAUGGGGUUAGCAAUAGCUUAUUAUCAGCUCCUUACGACUUGAAUAUCUAUUUUGGGUUAUUUCUAUGGGUCGCAGGUAAUAUUGGCAGCAUUGGGAAUCUGAUUGUAUUCCGUUCUCCAUCAUUUCGCGCACAUGCGUUUUCAAUCUAUUUGUUUUCUCAGUCAAUUAUGGAUUUUAUUUAUUUUAAUUUCGUUCUUAUGACGAGAAUACUUCAAAAAGGUUUUGGCAUUCCUUUGUUAACGCGCUACGAGGCUCUGUGUAAGGCUCGUCAGUUUUUUUCAUUUUGGGGAAACCAAAUUUCAUUUUCGCUGUUUUCAUUUGGCACAAUUGAUCGGAUUCUGUCAACAAGGCGAUCGCAGAAUUUUCGAAAAUGGAGUAAUCGUCCUUCAUUAGCAUACAAAAUGAUUGUCGCAUCUUUUAUAUUUUGGUUUUUAUUGAUCGGUCAUCGUCUUGUCUUGUAUCGAAUCGAAAAUGGAAGUUGUGGACCAACAUCAGCAUCAAGUAUAUAUGUUGAAUGGGACGAAUGGUUUGAAGUCGCUACGUCAGCUAUCUUGCCACCGGUUGUUAUGCUCAUAUUUGCUUUUCUUUUAAUUCGAAGUGUUAGAGAAAUAAUCGAACGACGUAUUAAUCCGACAGCAGUUGAUAUCUCACCUCAAGCACAAAAUUCAAACAAAAAUGCAACUCUUCUUGCACAAAUGAGUUCAAAACUAACCAUCAUGUUAUUAUUACAAUCGGUACUUGUUGUGAUAACGUAUGUGCCAUAUGCAAUUGAGUUAGCUUAUACAAGUAUAACUGAUGAUUGGCCUAAAACACCUUUACAGAAAGCUGGAGAGAAAAUCUUUACUGAAUCAACGCAUUUAUUAUCAUAUGUUUUUUUCGCAUCAAGUUUCUAUAUUCUAUUAUUUACUAAUUCCGGAUUUCGCCGGCAAUUUAAACGUUCUUUCGGAAUUGAAAAACAAAAUGAUCUUACUAUGUAUCAAGGUACAACAUUGCGUACUCAAACCAAUGUUCCGAUUCAUUGA